Molecule: messenger RNA, 621 nt
Organism: Lotus japonicus
Lineage: Eukaryota; Viridiplantae; Streptophyta; Magnoliopsida; Fabales; Fabaceae
Exons: 1
Coding region: 1-621 (206 amino acids)
Source: RefSeq, a predicted model, not a curated record
AUGGCACCGUUUGAAGCCUUAUAUGGUAGAAGGUGUAGAACAUCGGUAUGUUGGUAUAAAUCUGGAGAGGGUGUAGUAGUUGGACUGGAGAUAGUCCAGCAAACCACUGAGAAGAUUAAAAUGAUUAAGGAGAAGAUCAAGGCUUCCCAAAGUCGUCAGAAGAGUUAUCAUGAUAAGAGGAGGAAAGACCUUGAGUUUGAGAAGGGGGAUCAUGUUUUUCUGAGAGUUACUCCGGUAAUAGGUGUUGGUCGAGCGUUGAAGUCAAGAGAGUUGACUCCGCGUUUCAUUGGUCAAUUCCAGAAAUCAGAGAGAGUAGGUGUAGUGGCUUAUCGAAUUGCCUUGCCACCGUUACUUGCUAAUCUCCAUGAUGAAUUCCAUGUGUCACAGUUGAAGAAAUACAUCGCAGAUCUGUCACAUGUGAUUCAAGUUGAUGAUGUUCAGGUUAGAGAUAACUUGACAGUGGAGACUUUGCCUAUGAGGAUAGAAGACAGGGAAGUGAAGCAGCUACGUGGUAAGGAGAUCGCUUUAGUGAGGGUUGCUUGGGAAGGACCAGCAGGUAGAAAUAUCACAUGGGAGUUAGAGAGUCAGAUGAAGGAGUCUUAUCCUGAGCUGUUUGUCUAA